Molecule: messenger RNA, 2799 nt
Organism: Passer domesticus (house sparrow)
Lineage: Eukaryota; Metazoa; Chordata; Aves; Passeriformes; Passeridae
Exons: 2
Coding region: 432-1544 (370 amino acids)
Source: RefSeq, a predicted model, not a curated record
UCCGCCGGGCGGUGGCCGGGGCCGUGCCGGAGCCACCGCAGCACGGCGCUGACCGACACCUCUUCCUGCAGCAGCAGCUCCAAAACCGCCGCCAUUCCCGGCCCCGCUCCCGCCGAGCACGCGCACAACCCGCGCCGGGGGCGGGCCCGGCGUGUCCCCCCUUGCCGCGGGGGCGGCGCCGAGCGGGGAUUCCCGCCGGGGAGGCGGGCGGGGGCCGCGCCCCCUCCCCAUGUCAACACGCGGGGCACGGGGCGCCUGCGCCGGUCCGUGCGCGUCUUUUCCUCUCAUGCGCGGUAUUUCCUUCCCCAGCAGGGCUCGGGGCCCGGCCUAGCGGCGGCGGCACCCGCGGGCCGGGGCGCACGGAAGGGCAGCGGCGUCCCGCCCUCCCCGCGGCCCCUCGCCCGCCCGCCCGCCGACACCCGCGGCGGAGGAUGGCCGAGGACUCGCCCAAACGGCGCAAGGCGAACUUCAACGAGGCGGAGACGGAGGUGCUGAUCGAGCAGGUGCUGAAGCACGAGCAGCUGCUGUUCGCGGCGGGACCCGGCCGCGCCUCCGCGGGCCAGAAGCGGAAGGUGUGGGAGCUGAUCCGGCACAAGGUGAACCCGGUGGCCGCCUGCCCCCGCGACGUGGAGGACCUGAAGAAGCGCUGGCGGGACCUGAAGCGCCGCGACCGCAGCAAGCUGUGCCGCCUCUCGCAGGGCUGCGGGCCGCCCGCGCCCCCCGCCCUCGGCCUCCUCCUGGCCCCCGAGGAGCUGCCGCCCGCCGCCGCGCCGCCCGCCCGCCGCCCGCGCCGCGCCUACGGCUCCCUGCUGCCCGCCGAGGCCGUGCCCAUCGUGGGCGGCAUCGACACGCUGGAGCUGCCCGGCGCCGUCGUGGGGGACAUGGGGUUUAAUGGCAGUCCUGGCCCAUCUCAUCAAUCCAGUCUUGAGCAGAUGAACCUCAAAGAAGAAAUAGUAGUGAAGGUGGUAGAGCCAGAAGAAAACUCUGAGGACAUGGUAGUGGUUCCACCUAGUCAAGAACAACUGCCUUUCCUGGGGACAUCGGGCGGUGGUUCCUCUGGGAAAGUAAAAGCCAAAACAAAAGGCAGGUGCCAGGCAGACCACAAUGAAAUGACUGAAGAGGACCUACUGCAGAUUCAGCAGACCCAAAUACAGGUGAUCCAGUCUGGCUUUGACAGCGUCAACCACAAUCUUCGGCUGCUGCAGCAAGGCAUGCAAGAUCUGAAUAACAGCAUCAGCAUCAUGGCACAUACGCUUGUUGCUAUCAAGAACGUCUAUGUGAAAAACAACACUGGCCCACCCACACAUGCCACUGCAUCUACUCAGACCACAGCUGGGUACCUGAGCCCAGGAUCCCCCCAGCUCUCCCCUGCUAAGGACAGAGCUAGAGCACAGGUGGCUGGAAGCAGCAGCAGAAGCAGCAGCUGCAGCUCCAGCUCCAUGUCACAAGAACCAGGUCCUUCCGAGUUUCCUAGGCCCCCCCUGAGAACCAUUAAGAAAGAACAUCCAAAUGGCUGCUACUACUUCUGCUUUGCAGAUGUGUAAAAACUUGAAUAGUUGUAAAAUGACUGUGUUGUUGGGUGCUAAUGUAUGUUCUGCUCCGCCUGUGACUUUGAAGGAGCGAAAUGGACUUGCCUCCCAUGUUUUUCCCAGUGGGAAACAUUUUGCUGUAGGUGGCGUUAAACACUAAUUACCAGUCUCCAGUUAACUCUGUUGCAGUUGGCUAAUAAAGUUCUUCUCUUUUCUUUAUCCUCUUAUUCUCUUAAAAAAACCAAACAUUUAUUUUGAGUAAGACUUUUGUCUGUAUCAUCCUUUGUUUAAUGUCACCUUGUGAAAAAUAAAAGGCAUGGGAGUGGGGUAUAAAAGUAACAUUAUGGUUACUACCACCAGGAGCUAUCUUACAGAAGCUACUUGGUUCUUAGUUACAAGCCUCAGAAUAGCUGACUUUUUAAGUACUUGCCUUCUCUAAUAGUUAUGUUUGGGAUGUUUGCUUGGUAGUUGUUGUUGAGAUUUUAUAAGUCUGGAGGAAUUUGAGACACUUGCUUAUUUUAGGAAUGGUUUAGCACUGAGCAUUCACUAGCAUUCAUGAGUGCUCUCCUCAGAAGUCAUACAGCAGUGUUCCACUUGGCUGUUUUCAUUCCCAGCUUGUCAAAUGCACUUUCUCUUCAGAGACAUUGUGCUUUACUGCACUAGCAGGAUAGUCUCUUUUUUUAACCAGUCACAUGGUUAAAAUAGAGAAAUACAGAAAAAUGAGGAAUGGAUGAGUGAUGCUUGAUUCUGACAUAUUAUAUGUAGGCAUAUAAUUUCUGACAGGUUAUAUGUAGGCUGCAUCUUCAUCUGAUUUUGUUAGCCUUAUGGAAUCAAUACCACAGUAUUUGAAAUACAGAGAACAAAAAGCUUUGUAUUGUUUUACAUGAAAUGGAAUUCAGAUUUGCUGUUAAAUUUCAGGAGGCAGAGGCUCACUUCAUUCCAGACAAAUGCUCCUGCAUAGUUUAGAAAGCUUUCAUUAUAAUUUCAUUUCUCGUAAUUAUAUAGCCAAGAAAGAAGAAAGAUGAGGAAGAGCUGGAGCAAAAUGUAGUCUGGUGUCAACUCUGAACCAAGCAGAAAUCAUUUUAUCUUCAUGCCAAAAAGAAAAAUUGCCAUUUCACAUUUAGAUAGGGAAAACUGUUGUCACUGGCACUAUUUUGUCUUCCAGGCUUACAUAUUUGAGCCACUCUACUUUGCACAAUUCAGAAGUAGCAGGGGUGCAAUGUUCUUAUAUCUGGUGUCCAUACUGGAGGUCAAACAAAAACACUCUCAA